AUGGCACCGAAAAAGAAAUCAAACGAUAGAGCCAUUCAGGCAAAAGGCUCAGAAGCUGAACAAUUAAUAGAAGAUUACUUGGUGUCACAAUAUAAACCAUUUUCUGUAAAUGAUAUAGUUCAGAAUUUGCACAAUAAAGUGACAAAAACAACAGCAACCAAAGCAUUAGAAAAUCUCGUUAACGAGAAACGCAUAGUGUCUAAAACCUUCGGAAAGAUUAUAAUUUACUCUUGUAAUGAACAAGAUACAGCAUUACCAAGCAAUAUUGAUCCUUCUCAGUUUGAUUUUGAAACUGUAUUGCAACUGAGAAAUGAUUUAAUAGAACUAGAGAGAGAUAAAUCAACGGCCAAAGACGCUCUUGACUCUGUAACUAAAGAACCUGAAAAUGAAGAUCUCCUAACAAUCAUUGAAAACGAAGAAAACGAGUUGAAAAAGAUUGAAUCAAAAUUACAAAGUCUACAGGAUGAUUGGGAUCCAGCAAAUGAUGAGAUUGUCAAGCGGAUAAUGUCUGAAGAUACGCUGCUACAAAAAGAAAUCACGAAGAGAUCAAAGAUUUGCAAAAACCUAAUUGCUACAAUAAAGGACUCAGUGUGCCCGAAAAAUAUGAAUGAAUUUUUGGAAGAAAUUGGAUUUGAGGACAUUUGA
This is a messenger RNA of Saccharomyces cerevisiae S288C, 645 nucleotides long. It is a transcript of the gene HOP2, whose product is annotated as Hop2p. The transcript is spliced from 3 exons. NCBI's taxonomy places the organism in Eukaryota, Fungi, Ascomycota, Saccharomycetes, Saccharomycetales, Saccharomycetaceae. The record is from RefSeq and is marked reviewed. The coding region runs from base 1 to 645 and encodes 214 amino acids. Gene Ontology annotation, cellular component: nucleus.